AAGAGAGGGGCGGAAAAAAACGAAAGCAUGGCAGAAAGAUCUGCAGACGUGGAGUUUCUUCAGCAACAAGUGCAGAGGCUGAAUGCUGUGCUCAGUCAGUACCAAUCAAAGGCCCAGCCACCUUCCACACAGCAUGAGCAGGCAUUACCUCUGUCUUCAGGGGCUCCUCGUGCUGGCUGGCUCACUGACAAGAGUCUACUGACGCCACUACUGACUGAGUACGACAACAUUAUCGCUCAACUGCAGCAGAAAAUCGCCACGUAUCAGACUGAGAUAACGUCACUGAAUUUGCACGUGGAGCAAGUAACAACUGAAAAUACGAGGUUGCACCAGCAGUUGUGUGAGUCAGUGGAGACACAGCUCCUCAAGGAGGGCCACGAGGAGGGAGGGAGAGACGGGCUGAAGAGGAGCACAGCUGCUCUGCAGAACCAGUUGUCGGAGAUUUCAAAGGUCACUUAUUGUGGCAAAGACUGCGUACACUCUAGUAGUAUCAUAUGGACCACUUUACCUAUGGCUCUUCUGGUUAUAAUUCUGGUGCCAUUUGGGGCGCAUUUUGCAUAUUAUUAUGGUUCUUCUUACAGGAGAGAGAUGAGUGCAGAGGGAAAUUGAGGCAAAUGACUUUUGAGCUUGAGUACCUCCAGAAGAGCGACAGAGAAAAGAGUCAGUGUUUGGAGAAGUAUAAAAAUGAGCUGGCCACUGCUGAGCAUAAUGUACUAGCACUGCAGCAGCAAAUGGAGGAACUUCAGACUGCUUGUGUCAAACUCAAUGAGGAGUACAACCAGUGUAUGGAGUCAGCUCGAAGCGGAGGGCAAGAGGUGGAUGAGCUGAAACAGGCACUCAGCGAUGCCCGCGUCCAGUGCAAGGCUCUGGAACUCAAAAACACAGAGCUGCUUCGAGCACACAGUCAGCUUGCACAGCGAAUCAAGAAACAGGAGACGGAGAGGCAGGUGUUAGGCGAGCAGGGUCGAGCAGUAGAUGGCAGAGUGCACUUACUGGAGCUAGCCAACACUGAACUUGAGGCCAAGCUGGUUGCAGCUCUAAGUAAUGUGAACAUACUAACCCAAGAGAAGGCAAAGCUGGAGGAGAGUGUGUCGCUACAUCAGAGCAGACUGGCUGAGCUGGAGAGAGAGGUCCACCAGGCAGUGGGGCAUGUAAAGGAGAGUAUGGACAUGGUGGAGAGUGCCAUACUAGACAAAGACCAGGCGGUGAUAGUGAGUGAGCAUAAGACACUGGAGGCUGAGAGACUAAGAGCAGCAAUGGAUGCACUGCUACAAGAAGCUGGUCAAAGAACACUGAGAGAGGUUGAAGCAGUUAGGGCCGAUUACAACAGGAACAUCGACAAGAUGGUGGAGGAGAUCCACAAGUUAGAAGUGGAAUGCGGGGAGAAGCAGGCAAUUAUUGAGCGCUCACAGAGGGAGAAAAACGCAGCAGAAAUGGAAUGUGAGAGGGCGAAGGAGAAGCUGACCAUGGAGGCUGCUAAAACAGAAGAGACUCUUCAGACGCUGCAGACAAGGGUGUGUGAGGCUGAGCUGGCAGCAGAUGAGGCACACAGGAAGAUGGACAAUGCACUGAUGGCCAAGAGGGCUGCAGAAUCCAGCCUUACAGAGGAGAAAAGGCACCACGAGGAGCUGUGUGGAGAGCUGAAGAGGAGACUGAGGGAAGGGGGGGAGGAAGGGGAGAGGGUGACCCGAGAGAGGGCUCAGCUGGCCGGGCAGCUCAGAGAGCUGAUGGAGCAACUGAGGAGUGAGAGGGAGGCUCGAGGGGCAGUCAAGAGGAAGGCCAAACAGGAGCUUGCCGUGGCGAGCCAGCACUAUGCUGUGAGGGAGAGAGAGCUCCAGCAGACACUACGGGUCAGGGAACAGAGCCACAACAAGUCUGUCGAGGAACUGAGAGACAUGCUCACCUCACAGUUUCAAGUGGCCACCAGAUGGAAGGAGGAGACUAAGAGCAUGACAGACAAGUUUGAAGAAACCAUCAGAAAUCUCAGGAAUGAGGCAGCCAGCUACAAGAAGAGAAACGAAGCCAAGAAAGUUGAAAUGCACACUCUUUCAAGACAGAGAGACCAGCAAUCACGACAGCUGGAGAGGUUGCAGGCCAGCCAGACCCAACUCCACAGACAGUUGAGAGAAUCAGAGUCCAGGGCUGAAGCUGCUGCUGCUCAGGUGUCAUCUCUACUGAUGAGAGAGAAACAGCUGCUGGCUGACAGGAGAGAACUGCAGAGACAACUCGACAAACUAAAGCUAGAGAUCACCCGCAGAGCUGGGCUGGUGAUGGCGGUACCAGGCAGCUCAUCUCUCCCUCCUCCUCCUCCUGCCCCUCACCCAUUCCAUUUCCCUGCCUCCGCCCCCUUCCCCGCUGACCCCGUGACCCCGGCGAUGAAUCUCGACGGGAGAGGCUGGGAGUCGGCCAUCGCUGGACUCCGGCAAUCCAUCAGACAGGCCAGACAACAGAUGGAGGCGACUCAGCAGGAACACCACCACACAACAGCCUCCGUCACCUCUUUGAAACAGCCAUUCACCGAUGUUGGAGAAGGAGACAGAGGAUCAAGUCCAGAGAACUCUACUAUCAUCAGUGAAAACUCUUCUCUACACAGAACAGACCUUUCUCCUCCACCAAACCUACUGCCUACAUAGUUGAAAUGUUUGUAACUUGACGCGUGAGCUUGUGCGCAUGUGCAUUAUUUUGACGACGACGUCGUCGCAGACGAACUCGCAAAUUCCGCCGGAAUUCGCUGUCUCUGCAAGUCCUCCGGUUUUAUCGUGAUAGUGGCGGGGAUGGCGGGGUUCUGGCGGGAGCUAUGGCCUAGACUACCUCAGUGGCCGUGUCUGGCGUCUCGCUGUGCCAGUAGUAGUGCGGACCACAUCGGUACCAAGACGGAGGCAGAGUCGCGGAACGAUGAAGCAGAGCGAGACAUACGCAGACUAAAGUGGAACUGGUUGUUUACGAUGCUGGUCUCGAUGAUUGGGUCUCUCAACACUUGCUGCAUCCUUCCCACCAACCACCAGUACAUUGUCAAUCCCACAGACACCGACGAUGUCGUGAACAUAACCAAUGAGAAAAUUGAACCAGGAUUAGAAUUGAGCGAAGAAAUUUACACUCUGUCGUAUGCUCUGCUGUUUGCUGGGAACUCUCUGGCAGCGCUAGCCUGUGGCAUCCUCUUUAACCUCAUCCCCACCUGGUACCUCUUCCUGACCAGCAUCGUCAUCCAUAUCAUCGCGUUCGUGUUCUACCCCCUGGCCACGAGUAGCUGGAUGAUGCUGUUGUCACGUACCCUCGCCGGUCUCGCAACAGGCACUUCGGUCACAGUCACUUUCUCCUACUUUGGCGUGAGCUACAUGAAAUACGUCGAGAAUUUGAAGCAAUUGGAUCAGUAUGAAGAGCGAACUGCAGCCAGAACUAAGGGGUUCGUGUUCAGUUUGUUCAACGUGGGCAACGUGAUUGGAUACACUAUCGGUGGAGGUAUGUAAUAGCGCAGUAACUUCCUUGCUUCAAACGAGGCAUAGGGAGAUUGGUAUGCAUUGAUUAGGGUGAAGCAUGCUUCGCGUACGUUUGCUGUACAUAUCUGUUUGUUACAUGCUGCAGGUUUCCCAAUUAUUCUGGCUCAAUUUCCGGAGACUCCGCAGUUCAGAACGGCUGGCUGGUUCUGCCUGGCUGUUGGAGUGGUACUUCUAGUGCUCCUGCUGGUUCUCUUCCAUGGAGAGUGUGCCUGGCAGCCCUAUACCAGACUUAGAUACCCCAGAAGAUUCCCACCUUGCACUAGAAAGAGAGUGGACGAGAAGCUAUUCUUCAGUAUUGUCAUCCCUGCAUACGUGAUUAUGGUUGGGGGCGUGAAGGGUAUCCGCUAUCUCCUCCCGACCAAGAUGAUGACACCUAUCGUUGCCGAUGCAUUUGGCUACUCAGAGAGAGAUGCCGUCUAUCUCACUACCAUCUUCUUUGUGGGGACUGUCAUUGGACUAGUGCUGACGUACACAUUGCAGUUCUUCAAAGUGAGCAGCUACAGUUUGACUGUGACUGGGCUGGUGUGUACCAUCAUAGGUCUCCUGGUGAUGACUGACUGGCAGGCCAUUGGCAACGACCCAUGCACUGCAUACAGCAUACUGCACCAUCCAGAACUCCUUGAAUUCUACAAGCAAGAACUGACACAGCAGGAACAGGAACAAAACAGACUGUGCUCUUCGUCGACAGGGAGAAAAUAUGACAACUCGUCCAUUGCUGCAUUACUAGAUGCACAAGAGACGACUUGUAGCCUAGUGACUAGUUGUGAGUCUGGCAUGAGGGGAAAAGAGACAGACGUCAAGGCAAUAUUCCAAGUGGAAUACGUGGAAACGCCUCAAGCCGAGGUUUGUUUCCAUCGAAUUCAGAGUGGUAGUAAUGAAGUCAGAGUGCAGAGUCUCAGAACAGUUGAAUCAUUGUCAGAAAGUAGUGGUGCAGUGCAUUGUACGUCGUCAGAUGUCGGAAGUGAACCAUCUAGAACUGCGUCGUCUUGUUUUCUGUUGCACAAAAAGAGCAACGUAUCGAUCGAUAGAUCACUUUUGACGUGGGUUCACAUGCAAAGUCUGCAGGUGGUGGAGAGAGAGGUGUACCAGAUGGCAGUCAACAGGUGUGAGUCUGCAGGGGAACACUGUCACUGGAUACCCAACUCCCCAGUCACUGGCAAACACUGCAGUGACUGCCAGCCAAUCUGUCGAGACACUCGUCGCACGCUCAAUUUCGCGCAGUUUGGCAUUGGUCUAGUGUUCUUUUUCUCGACCCUUACGUUCCUCUUCACCGGAGCCUUUCUCCUCCUCUCGGACACUGUCAGCAAAUCUUACCAGGGGAUAAGUAUGGCGAUGGUAGUUGCCCUAUCUGGAGUCUUGAAGAUGCUCUCCCCGUGGUGGAUGACUUCUCUGUACGAGGUGGCAGAGAAAAGGACGUACCUGCUCAUGUUGACACUGGUGGGCAUAUUCCUGCCACUCCUGAUUGGACUCCUGCUCCUCUACCCCUGGGUCAUGGAGACAAUCACACUCAACCAGACCCCAGACACUGACGAAGAGGAGACGGAACUGAUACCUGCUGGAACGUCCUCAUACACUGACUCUGAUGAAUGAGAACUAAUACCCUUCAUCACUUUAGGGAAUCUCAGCGCCCAUUAUUUUUUAUAUACUAUGGAGCUAUAUAUUUUUUCU
Molecule: messenger RNA, 5165 nt
Organism: Geodia barretti
Lineage: Eukaryota; Metazoa; Porifera; Demospongiae; Tetractinellida; Geodiidae
Source: the annotation of a GenBank genome assembly